AUGAAUGGAUACGGCUCUCCAUACCUAUACAUGGGGGGUCCUGUGUCACAACCUAGGGCUCCCCUUCAGAGGACCCCUAAAUGUGCCCGCUGCAGAAACCAUGGGGUCCUUUCCUGGCUGAAGGGCCACAAGCGUUACUGUCGCUUUAAAGACUGUACCUGUGAGAAGUGCAUCCUGAUCAUCGAGAGGCAGCGGGUCAUGGCUGCCCAGGUGGCCCUCAGGCGCCAGCAGGCUAAUGAGAGCCUAGAGAGCCUGAUCCCAGACACCUUAAGGUCAAUGCCAGGGCUGCCAUCUGCUCUGCCCACAGACAGUAACCAGCAACCGGUCCGGCCUGGGGAGAUGACUAUUAGAUGGUCAGCAGAGAACCCCUCAGCCAUACAGCUCCCAGGGAAAGCAGAUCUUUCAGAAGAGAGGCUGGGUGACAGCAGCGGAACAGAAAAUGGAGAGAGUUACAGUGACAAAGACACAGAUCAGAGGAGUUCCCCUGAAGUGAAGCCCUGCUGUUCCCCCGAGAGCCCAGAAGUUGUGUCUGUGGAUGAGGGAGGCUACCCGGUGCAAAAGAGAUGCAACAACACUGAGAGUACAGCUGAGAGUCCCAAAUACCAGCCCGAGCAGAGCCACCAUCUCAUAGAGGGCUCCGCAGGAGCUGUGUCACUGCCAUUCAGCUUGAAGUCCAACAGACCACCCCUAGAGGUCCUCAAGAAGAUAUUCCCAAGCCAGAAGCCAACAGUGCUCGAACUCAUUUUAAAGGGAUGUGGUGGUGACCUAGUUGGAGCUGUAGAGGUCCUUCUCUCCAGCAGAUCCUCAGUAACAGGGGAGAGGACUGCCACUGAGCCUGAUGGGAUCGUAUUGCCUUCCAACGGCCACAUAUUUGAGCACACAUUGAGCUCAUACCCCCUUACCUCCUCUAAGUGGUCUGUGGGCUCAGCCUUCAGAGUGCCUGAUACACUUCGUUUCUCAGCAGAUUCUAACAAUAUGGUACCUAGUCCUCUAGCUGUCCCCCUGCAGCACCCAUUCCCACAGCCUCCAAGAUACCCACUAUUGCUGAGAAAUACGUUGGCAAGAAACCAGACCAGCCCAUUUCUGCCCAACGAUGUCACAUUGUGGAACACAAUGACCCUGCAACAGCAGUAUCAACUCAGGUCUCAGUAUGUCAGCCCUUUUUCUGGCAAUUCGUCUAAUGUAUUUAGAAGUUCCCCAGUCCUCUCCACUAGAUCCCCAGAUGACCCCAGGAUCUCAGUCCCAGAAGACAGCUGCCCUAUUGUAGUAAAGCAACCAAUCUACCCAGAAGAAGACUACGAAGAGAGGUCAGAUUCAGCAGACUCCAGAAUUCUCAACUCUUCUUCAUAG
Messenger RNA from Bombina bombina (fire-bellied toad), 1350 nucleotides. It is a transcript of the gene DMRT3, whose product is annotated as doublesex and mab-3 related transcription factor 3. Gene Ontology annotation, cellular component: nucleus. The record is from RefSeq and is a predicted model, not a curated record. Bases 1 to 1350 code for a protein of 449 amino acids. NCBI's taxonomy places the organism in Eukaryota, Metazoa, Chordata, Amphibia, Anura, Bombinatoridae. The transcript is spliced from 2 exons. Gene Ontology annotation, molecular function: protein binding; RNA polymerase II cis-regulatory region sequence-specific DNA binding; DNA-binding transcription factor activity, RNA polymerase II-specific. Gene Ontology annotation, biological process: male sex differentiation; regulation of transcription by RNA polymerase II.